UAACUACUAAUGUUGUCUACUACCAUUACUAUAGGCAUAAUGUGGCAAAAGCUGGAAAAUUUAGGUGUGUAAUAUGUAUUUGGCCAUUAUUAUACCUUCACCAUCAUCUAUCUAUCCAUCCAUCUUCUACUCCCAAAACUAUCUGAACCCAUUUGUACCACACCCCAACAAAAUCAAACCCAGUUCUGAUUUUGCUCAGUUUUUGACCUGAAAGUUGGUUGCUUUUUAGUACUUUCUGCUGCAGGAACAAAAACCCAAAUGUACCAUCACUAAUACUACUAUAACCCACAUCAUCCAUCAAUUUCUUCUUCUUCGCCUUCCUUUAAAACAAUACAAAUCUCCCCUCAGAAAAAAAAUAUCAGACACAGCUCUGAUUUUUCUCAGUUUUGACCUGAAAGUUGAUUCCUUUUUAGUUCUUUCUACUGCAGAAACAAAAACCCAAAAAUACCAUUCCUAACUACUGCCACUCCUACUACUGUACCCGCAUUUCGUCAUUCAUCAAUCUAAUAUUCUUCUUUCUUAAAAACAAUCAAAACCCUUUUGUCCGAAACCGAAAACAAAACAAACCCAGUUUUGAAAUUGCUCAGAUACUGACCUGAAGGAGUGAAAGCUUAGAGCUUUUAAAAAUGUGUUAUGUAGGGAAAGCAACAAAGAUCUUUAUUUUCAUAGUAACAGUUGUUGUUGUGCUUGGUCUUACUUUAGGAUUUGGGUUACUUCGCCAUGGCAUUCAUAAAUCUCACAAUGCUCCUCAACAACAACAACAACCCAUUUCCUUUCCUAAUUCAAACCCAAAUUCUCCUAUUACUCAAUCACCCCCCAGUUCUAAUCAACCUAAUAUUCCUGAUUCUGGAUCCAAUUCCAAUCAACCACCUCAAUAUUUUAGCCCACCUACUUCAAAUUUAACUCCUCCUCCUUCUCCACCUGAUAGUGGUACUGUUAAUGCUUCUCCUCCGCCACCGCCAACUCCGGUGCUGUUGUCUCCUCCUCCUCCAAUUGCUCCGCUUAUAACUGGUGCACCACCGCCUUCUUAUGCUCCGCCUAGUAAUACUGUGUUGGUGACUCCUGGUCCUGUGCAUGCUUAGGCCAUUAGUUCAAGGUUUCUUUUUAAUUUUUUAAUUUUUUCUGGUCAGUACUUUUUCUAAAAAAAAUUUCUUUUAGGAUUAAAUUUUUUGAUGGGUUGUAUAUAGGUGGUCUUUGGGUUGGCUUUUUUUUUUUUUUUUAAUCUGUUUAGUCUUUUCGAUUGUAAUGGUGGAUUUUCACUUGUUACCAUUCUUGGAAUUAUUAGUUGAAUUUUUUACGUUCUUUGCUUCUUUUAUUCAGCUGAUUUGAGCAAAUGUGUAUGGCAUAUUUUCUUGUGAAUGGAUAAUUUAUUAAAAGUGUUCUGUUCUUUGUUUUGAUUCCUAUGGACAAUGUGAAUUACCACAUUAAAAUUUACACGGAAAUAAGGUUUGGCAUUGUGGUGAUUUUUUCUAUGAAUAUAGAUAGUACCUUUCAGCGUUAUAUCAGAUUCAUUCCUCUUCUGAUAUGUUAAUGGAUGAUAGUACUCUAAGAUGGGUGGAUGAUAUUUUUAAGAUCAAAGCCACAGCAGAGUUUUUGUGUGGACUUCUUUUAUUAUUUCCCUUAGUGGUGGUUAAGAUAUUAUCAUGAUAAAGGGUUGAAGUUGUUGCCAGUAAUGAUUUGAGUGGUUGAUGGAAUGCUAAAUAAGCAUUUUGCAUUGAUAUGGCCUUAGAUUUCAGAUUAUUGAAAUUGAUGGUCCUCAAUUUUUGUAAAGAUUCAAGAAAUUGCCAACUGGUAAUCAGAAGACAGGGUAAAAAGAGUGAAGCCAAGGCAAAAUUAUGCAUUUCUUUAGUUUCUUCUAUAUAAAUGUAGGUUGGCUUGCUGAGGGAUCAAGAUUGCAUCUUGAAGAUAUUCAGUACUAUAUGGGAUAUCUGCUUUUCGGAUGCUGGGAAUACUUUUAAGGUAAAUAUUUUGAACACUUUCUUGACACUAUUUUAAUUACUUGGAAUCACCUUUUUAUGCUAUCAAAGAUUAUUUGAUCCUAGAAAGGAAGCAUAGCAUUGGUAAGCUUCAUUGUAAUAAAAUCCAUUACUCAUAUUUGCAUUUUGGGAGCUUAUUAUGAGAAUCAUUUGUAACAAUUUUACCAAAAUUGGGGCUUAGUUCUAUAUUAAGGUUGCAGAUAAUUUGGAUAAGUUGGAAGUCAAUUUGAAGUUGCAUUUGCAGAUAGAUAAAUAUAUAGAACUCAUUGCUUUGAAACCUAGCAUAUUGAGUCCAUUUGUUUUGAUAAGCUUUGAAAGUUUUUAGGAAUCUUUUGCUUAUCAGUCCUCAAGCGCAUCAGUUCUCUGUUCCUCUGAUGAUAUUUUUCCUGGGGCAUAUCUACUAUUUCUGUGUUCUCCAUGUGCUGUGCUUCUGCAGAUUAUUUUGAAAUUUCUAAAGAAUAUUAUAUUGCUGCACAGUUGGUCAGAAUUCCUGCAUUGUUUCCCAUGUGAAAGUGAACUGCAUGGAUGGCUUAAGGUUGAGAAAUGGAUAUCAGUGAAUAAGGAACAUCUAUCAGACUAUGACUGGAACAAUCUCAGAGAUAGUUUUUUUGUUUAACUGAAAACGGCAACUUCAUUAACUCAAUAAAGAAAUUGCACCCUCAUAAACAUAUGGCCAUACGUUAGAUAGGACUUCCUCCAUAAGUAUUUGUUCAUGCACCAGAUUGUGAGCCACUAUAGCCAAGAAAUGAGCAGGUUUAUUCCCUAUUCUAUUAACGUAAGACUUUUAAAUUUAUCCAUCUAAAAUGAUAUUUUCUGGAGAGAAAUGGACCUCAUCAAAUGUUAGAACAGUGUUGAGAAUUUUCAAAUAUCAGCUAGUAGUUCAAAGAUGAAUUUGGCCCUCCAUUGUUAGAGCUUGUGAAUAGCGGCUACAGCAUCAUAUUUUCAACAAUAACUCGCCGAAUCUCACUGUCCCAAGCAAUAGAUAUGGCAUAUAACAGUGCCAUUAAUUCAGCCAUUUCCACAUCCCAAACCUCUUCAACUCUUUUGGCAGCAGAUGCAAUGGCACAACCAACUCCUAGUCCAGUCGCCCUUGUUGCAGGCAAAACAGAGGCAUCAGCACUAGUUUUAUAAACAUUGAUAGAUAGAGAGGACCACAGUUUAACACUUGAAGCUUUUAGCAAAGAUGUACGUGUAUGGAUAAUAGCAAAGUCAUCAAGUUGGGAGCAGGCAUAGCAUUAAUUUUUGAAAAAUGAAACUAUUCAAUUCCUGAAAAUCAUAUUGGCCAUAAUAGCAUCGCUAUAAGAUUAGUGUCAUCUCUAUUUAACAUAGAGAAAAUGAUCUUCAUCUAAUCCACUGUGUUCACGCGAUUGAAUAUAUUAACAAUCAUCAAUCAAUGUUAACAAAAUGUAUUGAUGGAGCAAUAAAUAAAAUUUUUACAGGAAGUACAUUUCACUCGGUGACAGUAAUCUCUUAUCGACAUCACAAAUAUUUUUUGACAAGUCUGAUUAUUUAAAUGUUAGAUUUAAUCUUUUUAUUCUUUUCAUCACUCCAAUAAAAAGAGAACUCAAUAUCAUACUACCACUCUUAUAAGAAAAGAACUUGUUACUCCAAUAAAAAUAAAAAAUAAAGAAAUUAUAUAACUCUCAAAAAACACACUAAUAUUUAUUUAUUAAAAUUAAAUAAUAACGAAAAAAACAUUGUCGUUAAUGUGGCCAAAAUAUAAAAUCUUAAUAAAAAAAAAAAAGGCGGCUGGAUUUUCUUUCCUUGUAAUCCAUCUAAAUAUAUAUUCUUUACCAAACGAAAAAAAGAAAAAAGAAAAAAAAGGCAAAUCAGUCUAGAACUGGAAGGGAAUCUGAACCAGACUCGCUUGUAGUUGCGGCCUAACUUGUAGUGCUGUGGAUUGACUGGACUAAAAACAAAAGGAAAAGCAAAUAGUUGACUGACUUAGCAACCACCAACCCAUUAUCACCUUCCUCCAACAAAAUGCAUUCUCCACAUCAAAAUCCAACGCCAAUUGAUGCCCUAUAUAACAAGACUUUUCUACUGCUAUACCCUUCAUAACACCAACUACUAUCUGGGUAUAGUUACAGCAAAAUAUUAGCCAUCAUGAAGAGUUUGAUGAUGAAGUUGCUACUGGUGGCGAUCUUUAUUAUUAUGGGAUUCAUCUCAUUUUUUCCUGAAGUUGAAGCUCAAAAGGGUCCAGUGCCACCGAGUGGUGCUUUCCCAUGUGUAGUUAUUCCUGGUAGAGGUAAUGUCUGCGGUGGCGGCCAUGUUUAAAGAGAAAUGAUGCAGUCAAGAGAACCCAGUACGUGUUAGGUAUUAAUGUAAUAUAUGCUGCGUGCAUACGGUUUUAUAAUUGAUAAAGUUUUGUGUUUGAAAAGUAUGAAAUAAAUCCAUAAGUUAAUUAAUUAGUGGAGCCAUCAAUCUGUCAGUAGGGAGGAGAAAAAAUGGAAGGUAAGGUUCUCAUGUCAUUACUUAUUAGCAGUAUAUAAAAGUUUUAAAAUUUGUAUA
Ricinus communis (castor bean) is the source of this 4487-nucleotide messenger RNA. RefSeq names its product extensin. Lineage: Eukaryota; Viridiplantae; Streptophyta; Magnoliopsida; Malpighiales; Euphorbiaceae. The transcript is spliced from 2 exons. The coding region runs from base 627 to 1082 and encodes 151 amino acids. The record is from RefSeq and is a predicted model, not a curated record.